AGAGUACUAAUUUGGCAGGCGAAUCAAGCGGCUUACCAGUAUAAUUAGAUUAAUUGAUUGAGUUAGUUAGUGGAAGCGAGAAGAAAACUCUUGUCGAAACCCUCGCCAGAACUUUUCGUCCUCCUCGCUUUUUCGCAAGCGGAGGAGGAAAUACAACUCUCCGGCGACAUCUCAGCUCUCAAAGGGAUGCUACGACUGUUGUUGGCUGCAACUUUUGCGUGAGUGUAUUAUUUUCAUUUUGUGACAAACAUGGGAGGUUGCUGUUCUUCUUCUUCUUCCAGGCAUCCGCAUCUUGUUGGAACUCCUAUUUACUAUUAUUGUCCAGAAUCUUUUGGAGAGUUUGGGCCUUCAGGAGCUCGUGCUGGUGUGGGAUCAGCAGCAGCACUCACCACCACAGGCCUUCUGUCUGAUAUUAUUGGUUUGGAGACAUCAUCUAUACCCAACACUUUUUAUGCUCCUGCUCCUCUUCCAUAUGAUUUGCUUUUUGGGAUACCAGAUGAUUCCGAAUCUAUCAAAGGAAAGAUUAGUGAUAUCAGUUUUGAGACAUGUAAAGAGCUCGAGGGACUAGACUGUAAAACUCAACCCAGCUCAGUGAUUCUCUCGCCGAGUGAAUCAGAUCUCUCUAAACAAAAAACAUGGAAUAACCAAUUGGUAGACGAAGAGGAGGAGGAGGACUCUUGCCCCAUUUGCUUUGAAUUUUAUGAAGCUGAGAAUCCAAAAAUAAAGACAAACUGUGAGCACGAUUUUCAUCUCUCUUGUAUUCUGGAGUGGAUGGAAAGAAGCGAUGGUUGCCCUAUAUGUGAUAAGGAGGUUGCGUUUGAUGAUUGCUUGAACUAGCAUCAAUAUUCUCUAGUUUGGAAAUUUUAAGCGGUUACACUAUCCGGUUAGCUGCAACAUAAUUUGCAUACAUCUUUUUUGGGUGUUAUUCAUAUCUCACACGCAAAGUGUUGGGUUAUCUCUCUACGUUUGCGUCUGUUUUGUCAAUUGGGUUUUUUUUUUUUGUCAAUUGGGUUAUGUUCCUGAAUUGGUGCAGUUAUAUAGAAAAUAUACAUAUAUACAAAUGUAAAUAUCAUCAGCUGUCUUGCUCAUGUGUGGUCUUUGGUGUGUGUGUGGGGGAGGGUGAUAUAAAAGAGAAGAGCAUUACAGUCUGUGAUUGUUUGCAACAAAAAUCAAAAGUUCUCAUCAUGUUUUCAGUCUUGAUCCAUGAUUUUAUGAUCUAUAUGAAUUGUUAUUAUGGGAAUCAAAAUGAUUUUAUGUGUUAUAUUUUAUGAUAAUCAAAUAGUCAUGUAAUAUUUCAAAUUAAAGCGGAGAACACCUUUUUGAGGUUUCAUCAUUACCACCGUCAGUUUGUUUCUAUCUUUUUGUUCAUAAUAAUGAAAAGGCAUGGUUUUGCUCAA
Molecule: messenger RNA, 1397 nt
Organism: Raphanus sativus (radish)
Lineage: Eukaryota; Viridiplantae; Streptophyta; Magnoliopsida; Brassicales; Brassicaceae
Product: probable E3 ubiquitin-protein ligase RHB1A
Exons: 5
Coding region: 250-837 (195 amino acids)
Molecular function (GO): ubiquitin-protein transferase activity
Source: RefSeq, a predicted model, not a curated record